Babesia bigemina is the source of this 309-nucleotide messenger RNA. RefSeq lists its product as hypothetical. The transcript has a single exon. Bases 1 to 309 code for a protein of 102 amino acids. Lineage: Eukaryota; Apicomplexa; Aconoidasida; Piroplasmida; Babesiidae. The record is from RefSeq and is a predicted model, not a curated record.
AUGAGCAGUGAGGUGACCAAGGUGCUGACCAAUGCCAUGAACAACGUGUUGACCAAUGUGCUGACCAGAGUGGUGACCAAUGUGCUGACCAAUGUGCUGACCAAUGCCAUGAACAACGUGUUGACCAAAGUGCUGACCAAUGCCAUGAACAACGUGUUGACCAAUGUGCUGACCAGAGUGGUGACCAAUGUGCUGACCAAUGUGCUGACCAAUGCCAUGAACAACGUGUUGACCAAAGUGCUGACCAACGUGAUGACCAACGUGGUGACCAAAGUGCUGACCAACGUGGUGACCAAAGUGGUGACCUAA